AUGAUAAGUAUUAACGUAGCUAAAGACAAAAAUCAGCGUUGUGGGUCCGGUUGGACCCUCAGACAGCGUACAAGGCUUAAUACACGUGGUUGUGGUCCAUUAAUGAAAUAUUGGUAUCGACGAAGGUUUUGGGAAAAUAUCUUUAUGAGUUUAUUUGGAGUAUUUAUGGGUGUUUAUAUGUUAUUUGUAUUUCGACGUAAUCGAAAAGAAUUUACUCAAUUACGUGAUGAAGCUGAUGAUAGAAAACGUAUGAUACGUACACAUUCAACAGGAUCAAUGCGUUCUAAUAAUAAUAAUAAAGAUGUAAUUAAAACUAAACCAAAAUCUACAACAUCAGGUUAUACAUAUACUGGUAUGCGAAGUUCACCAACAAAUGAAACAGGUGUUGGUGGUUAUGAUUCGGAUAAUAAUAGUUCAGGUGUUCUUUAUCGACCAAAUCCAAUGGUUGAUCCGAAUCCUUAA
Messenger RNA from Rotaria sp. Silwood2, 462 nucleotides. The record is from the annotation of a GenBank genome assembly. Lineage: Eukaryota; Metazoa; Rotifera; Eurotatoria; Philodinida; Philodinidae.